ACGAGCUGUGGGCUUCAUCGCUCACUGGUGAUUGUGCCUUGCAGGCCGCCUGUGACUCAUUUCUUUCAUGUGCCUGCUCUCUAACACCUUAUCAUUUAUUACACUGAAGGGUACUUAAUAGUGGCAAGAAGAAGUUUUAUGUAUUGUGUGUACAAAAAAUUAUAGCGUUGUUGAAGUUUUUAAGAAUUAAAGCCAAUUUUACUUGUGGUUAGGAGAUGAAACCCAUGUCUCUGAGUAUCCUAGUGAUCCUUGUACUUCAUGCAUGGCUUCCAGCACAAGCCCACACAAGUUUCCGCUUCAAUAAAUUCAAUGCCUCCACCCUUUAUCAGAUCGGAAAUCCUUCUAUCCGCUCUGGUGCCAUCUGCCUCACCAAUCAAUCACAACAUAUGUCUAGCCGGGCUUUAUAUAAUCAGCCUGUUCGAAUGAAAAAUCCCAACUCAUCAUUCAGCACCACCUUCGUGUUCGCAAUCGUUCUCUUUUCUUCCGAUCCUUCACGCAGUGGGCUGGGGAUGGCUUUUAUCAUAACGCCCAGCAAAUCUCCAGUUGGACAUUCAUCAACCCAUUUUCUUGGUUUGUUCAAUAGUACCAGCAUCGGGAAUCCUUCCAAUCAUCUGUUUGCCGUCGAAUUUGACACAAUCCUCAACGAAGAAUACUCAGACAUCAACGACAAUCAUGUCGGUGUGGAUCUGAACGACCUCAAGUCUGUAACGGCUCAACCUGCCGGCUACAAGAUUGGCAACCAGUUGCAUCAAAUAGAUCUCAACAGUGGACGCAAUAUCCAGGCUUGGAUCGACUACGAUCAUACCCAAUAUCAAUUGAAUGUUACAAUAGUAGAAACCGGUUCAAUUCGACCCAAAGAGCCUCUCAUAUCUAUCAAAAUUACGAAUCUGUCCAACAUUUUUGAAGAAGAAAUGUACGUUGGUUUCUCUGCAGCAACAGGAACCGUCGUUGAAGAUCACUGUGUCCUCGCUUGGAGCUUCAGCACAAAUGGAUCCGCACCUGAGCUGGAUCUGUCUCAUCUUCCUUCCCUCAUUAGGCGUAAGUAUUCCAAUUCUCGAUUUAUAGCCGAAAUUGCUACAACUCUGGUACUUGUCUUGUUACUUCUGGUUGCUGCUGCGGUUUUUUGGUGGAAGAAAAACAAGUACAGAGACGAUAUAGAAGAAUGGGAGAUGGAGUAUUGGCCUCACAGGUUUAGCUACAAAGACUUGCAUAUUGCAACCAAAGGCUUCCGAGACGAACAAGUUUUGGGCUGUGGAGGUUUCGGUCGGGUGUACAAAGGAGUCCUCCCUGCUAACGGCCUUGAAGUUGCUGUAAAAUCCUUCUUUAAAGAAAGCAACGAAGCUCUGAAAGAAUUUAUUGCAGAGAUUUCAAGUCUUGGGCGUUUACAGCACCGGAAUCUUGUACAAAUCAGAGGCUAUUGCAAGAGGGGAGCAAAAUUAUUCAUAGUGUAUGACUACAUGCCAAAUGAAAGCCUGGACAAGAUGAUAUUUGUCAAGACGCAGAGCGUGCUGGCAUGGGCUCAGAGGUACAGAAUUCUGAAGGACGUGGGCACAGGAUUGCUGUAUCUUCACGAAGGGUGGGAGAAAAUGGUAGUGCACAGAGACAUCAAAUCCAGCAAUGUUUUGUUGGAUUCUGAACUUAAUGGUAAAUUGGGCGACUUUGGGCUUGCUCGUCUGUACGAGCAUACAGGAAACCUACAAACUACCCAUGUGGUUGGUACGCUCGGGUAUAUUGCUCCGGAGCUCGUAUACACAGGAAAGGCCGGCCCUAGCGUAGAUGUGUUCAGCUUUGGCAUCUUAAUGUUGGAGGUUGCCUGCGGGAGGAGGCCUGUCGAUCCCUCUCUCGAUGCUUUCCAGAUAGUAAUGGUGGAGUGGGUGAGAGAGCUGUAUGCGAAAGGUAGGCUCACGGAGGCAGCUGAUCCCAAUCUCGGUGGAGAAUACGUUGAAGAUGAGAUGGAGAAGGUCCUCAAAUUAGGACUGCUGUGCUGCAAUUCUAGGCCAGAGGCGAGACCAGCCAUCAGACAGAUAUUGCAGAUAAUUGAAGGAGAUGCAUCUUUUCCCAGUUUAGAUCCAUAUGAGAUGAGUGUAAUGAGCAGUAGUUUAUAUCCAAGUAUAGAUGUAUCUUUUGCCUCGACUUCCAAGUCUUUAGAUGGACGAUAGGGGAAAGUCUCAACAAAUUAGUCAUCAUUUACUGUUAGUAGAGGUUUCUUUCUCAGAUUUUGAUGUAAAGCACUGGAAAGUGGGCUGGUACCCCUUUUGUGCAGAUCUGCUGGCCAGAGGAUAACAUUUUCUGGCUCCGACUAUCAAUGAUAUGAAAUUAUUUUAUAAUUGU
Molecule: messenger RNA, 2331 nt
Organism: Cryptomeria japonica (Japanese cedar)
Lineage: Eukaryota; Viridiplantae; Streptophyta; Pinopsida; Cupressales; Cupressaceae
Product: L-type lectin-domain containing receptor kinase SIT2-like
Exons: 1
Coding region: 216-2159 (647 amino acids)
Biological process (GO): protein phosphorylation
Cellular component (GO): plasma membrane
Molecular function (GO): ATP binding; protein kinase activity; carbohydrate binding
Source: RefSeq, a predicted model, not a curated record